Molecule: messenger RNA, 1443 nt
Organism: Nylanderia fulva
Lineage: Eukaryota; Metazoa; Arthropoda; Insecta; Hymenoptera; Formicidae
Source: RefSeq, a predicted model, not a curated record
AACUAUUGUCGUGCUAUCAUCGCUGUAACGAACCAAGAGACAACCAUUUACAAUCUGACGCUUAAUAUUUAUAGCAUAAAAAUAUUUAUAACAAAAACCGAAUAGAAAAGAUUGGAUAAAAUAAGUCACAAUCUCGAAUAUUACUUAAGUUUAAGGAGAAAAAUUUUAAACACCCGCGUCCACGAUGCAUAUAUUUAGUUUAAUGCGAAUCUUAAAACGAAUUUUAUGUUAUUGGUUACCAAUUUUUGUAGUUCUUCUUGUUGUUUUUAUCUCAAGCAUAUCAGUCUUAUUAGGAGCAAGUAAUGAGACGAAUACGAUAUUCAAUAUAGAAAAUGACAGUCAGACUUCUAAUAAGUCAUAUAAUGAUAUAAAUAAUAUAGAUAAUAUAGAUAAUAAAGAUACAAGUGAAGAAGAUGAAUCAUACGCUUUUGAUAACAAGAUGCCAGUUACUGCGAUAAUUCUAAUGUCUGCAUUGUUCAUAAUAUUAUGCAGCAUAGUAACUUGGCCAUGUGAGAUUCACCGUCGUUUUAGAAUAAUGGAUAUUCCGCAAAGAGUAAUGAAUGCCCUGCAUAGAGUAAGGAAUGUCCAGCCACUUCCCGUGCAGUAUGCAAACGGAAGAGCUAUUAUACCUGCAGAUGAUGUGCCACCGCAACAAAAUAGAGUAAUGAAUGCCCAGCCACUUCCCGUGCAGUAUGCAAACGGAAGAGCUAUUAUACCUGCAGAUGAUGUGCCACCGCAACAACCUCCAGAGAACUAAUUACAUAUACGUAUGUUAACAUUGAUGUUUUGCUGUUAAUUGUAAGAUUUACUUAUAUAUAACAUUGAUAAAAUUUCGUAAGUAUAUUAUUAAGCCCGAAUCUCGAUUUGUUCUGAUGCAUACGCGGUUAUACAAGUAAUUUUUAAGUUAGAGUUAGAAAAUAUUUUAAUAAUUGUAUAAUGAAAAAUUUCGAUCAGAAAACCAUACAGGUAAUUUAUUUACAUUUAAUUCUUAAAAACUUGAAAGCCGUAUUAACAAUUAUAAAUUUAAUAAUUAAACAUAUACACACACACAUAUACUUAUAAAAAAUUUGUAAAUAAUUUAAAUUAGCAUGUAAGUGUAAAUAGGGAAAAUCAAUUUCCAUAAAUAAUAUACUGACAUCUCUAUAUAAAAAAUAUUUUAUAUAUAUUAAUCUUUAGCAAUAAAAUUAUUUUAUUAUUUUACUCUACUAAAUUUGAUCAAAGGUUUUAACAAUAGUAACAUAGUAAUAGAAAUGGGUAAAAGAAACCAGGGCUGUAAUACAAAUGCGGAAAGAUUGAUUAAUUAACAAAUUUAUGUUAAACAAAUAAAAUAUAUAUAAAUAUACAAUUUGGUUAUUUCGGCGUGAGAUAUAAGAAGAAUUUUAAUCCUCUUGACCACUGAUUUUGAAUUUUUAAAUAAUUUUGUUUUUCUUGAAAAUUAUUGUU